Messenger RNA from Penicillium cinerascens, 1161 nucleotides. RefSeq lists its product as uncharacterized. Bases 1 to 1161 code for a protein of 386 amino acids. The record is from RefSeq and is a predicted model, not a curated record. Lineage: Eukaryota; Fungi; Ascomycota; Eurotiomycetes; Eurotiales; Aspergillaceae. The transcript has a single exon.
AUGGCAGAGCACCAGGACACAUUACCUUCUCCCGUGGAUGGUCACCCGCAACAACCCCGCUCUUUACCAUCUCAUUCCCCCGACUACAGACACAUAACCUCCGAUAAGGACGAACCGCUAGUCGGAAAGGCCGCGACGAGUGUACAAGCCCCCCGGCCGGCAUGUUUGACAUGGGACCAUCUUCAGGAAGUCGAGAAGGAUCAAACCGUGGAAAGGGGCUCUGGAGCCUCCAACAGCGGCCCGGUGUCGCCAAUCUCACCCAUCUCGCCCAUCUCGCCCAUCUCGCCCAUUAGCUCUUCCGAAGCUUUGCGGACGCCGAACGCCCUAGAACGCCAGAAGUACUCGUGGCAAAGGCAUCCUCAAUCACCCGGGGCUACUUCCCAAUUUUCUCCGCGCCUCUAUUCAUCUGCCUCUCAGAUAUUCGAGCGGGACGUUCAAGAAGAUAUCGUUCCGCCACAAGCAUCGCCCUCGAUUCCCGCGCACAUUCACACGGAAAAUUACAUCCCACCAGUUCUUGAAGCAUCUUCGGCUGCCAUAACCGACGAGCAAUUAAAUCCAGACUCGGUUGAAAUUGUCACACACUCUUUACACCAACCGGCUGCAGCAGGUGUAACUGGCGCCUCAACAGCUGAACAUUCACUUGCGUCCUCUGGUAUUGUUGAUCAUGCCGGACCUGCUCCCACUGAUUCCGAUGAGAUAUCAUCUACAUAUGGUACACUUGAUAUCGAUGUACGACGCUUGAGCUUCAUCUCGUUUGCCGAUGUUGUCAAUGCCGAACAUGCAGAGACCGAGGAAUCUGUUUUUGGCCGAGAGCCGUACCAGGCCGCAUCUGUCCCAAGACAUCUCCCAGCCGCAGGGUCUCUCAACCGUUCUCCAUCACCGCUUCGCUCACCUGCGUCUUCACAUGGGCUUGGCACAUCUCCGCCCACUAGCAUUGCCACGUCUUUCAAGGGAGGGGAGAUGUCUCCCCGUCACACCAACCGUGGUGCGGAUGGCCCCGUCCCGAUGGCCCAAAGUCCCGUCUCCUCUAGCUUUAGUGAACUCAAUAUCGAAACGAUGCGACAGGCAUUGCGAAGAACAGGUAGCGGGGACCUAAGUUGUGUUGCCAGUCACCCAAUUGGUGCUAUUGGGAAUGAUGAACCUUUGGACCGCUCUUUCUAA